AUGGUUUCUGCUCUUCUUGCACGCCUCGUAGCCGUGGAGCUUUGCUGGCGUGCGACCAGCUCUGGGUUCACAUGCGGGAAUGGCUGCGUCAUUUCGUCUUACGCAGUGAACGACGCCACUUGCGAUUGCACAGGCUGCGAGGAUGAGAACGUGUGGACGUGCGCGUCGUGCGCUGGUGGCUGCCCAUCUUCGUGUGGCAGCUUCACGUAUUGCAUCUCUUACGCCCCCAGCCCAUCCCCAAGACGGGCCCAAAGCCCAUCCCCAAGCCCAUCCUACUCACGGAACACUUCGAGUUCCUUCGGCCUCAUCGUUGGGAUCGUCGCAAUCUUCAUGGGCCUCGUCUGUCUAGUUAGUGGGAUGGCCGUGUGCAUAAAGAUGAGCGAGGACUCGGGCACCAACUCUGCGAAGUCGGGUCUGCAGGCCGUGGUCAUCGGAGGCCCUGCCAAGGUGAGGAACUUUGGCUCCCUGCAGCUGGUGCCCUUAUCCGAGGAGGCCUUCUCCAUCGUGCCCGGCUAUUGGGCCAGGAGUGUCGGGAAUCUAAAAAAUGCGGACAGUGCUGAGUGUUGCUACCACUCGGUGCCCAGAGACCGGCUUUCGUUCGAUGAGCUCUUCUACGUCAGCUUUGAGAACAUCCAGUAUUUCCAAGCCCUCAUGGACCGGACCUACCGGCCCAUCGCCACUCAAGAUAGGGCCUGCCCCACGAAGGCCCAUGUUAAGACACCCGGGGGCUGCCCCUGUGUGCGUCCAGGGGGUGUUCCCGGGCUGCCGACGGGAUUCCAGGUGAAGCGGGUCAUCCGGGUCGAGGACUCGGAGAUGUUCAAUCGCUACAUCACCCGGCGCGAGCAGAUCAAGAUGCGCGGCUCAUGUGCACCACCAGACCCAGCCUUCUUUACGAGCGAGGCGAUGACUGAUGGCAGCAUGGACUCGGUCUUGGGUGAGCUGAGCACCGACCUGAACGAGGUGUACCUUUGGCAUGGCACCCAAGUGCGAGCGGGCCUGCGGAUUGCUCAGGACGACUUCAAGAUGACUUUUGCUGGGUCUGGUGCAGGGACCAUGUAUGGUAAAGGCUUCUACUUCUGCGAAAGCUGCACCAAAGCAGAUGAGUACGCGGAAGAUGAGCCAGGCGGCUACUACAAGGGCAUGCGCGCCCUUCUUCUUUGCCGCAUUUGUGUUGGUAAGUUCCACUACACAUUGGACCGAGAGCCCACGGCCAUCGACCACUUCCAUUCGGGAAUCACCGACAGCACGAUCGGAGACCGCGCCAAGUCCGUAAACACCUACCGGGAGGUGGCGAUCUACGAUGCAGAUCAGGUCUAUCCCGAGUACCUGGUGAUAUACCAGCGCCUGUUCCAGGGAGAGACCAUUCAGCCUCUCCAGAAGGAGCUGCCUUUCCUGCUGGAGAAUCCGCUCUAUUGGACCAACGAGAUCAAGGAUCUUAUCCAGAGAUUGGCAGAUGGCUCCUGCAGCGGAGAGCUUCACCAAGUUAAUCAAGUGCACCGUGUGGAGGACUCCGGGUUAUGGUGCCGGUAUUUAAGAUGGAAGCGGCGAGUGAGCGCGGGCGGAGAAGCCUGUGUGCCACCCAACGAACUGGAUGGGAAUCCAGAGAGCGGGCACGUCCUCACCGACAAGAUUCUGGCGGACUUCCAUGGGGAUGAAGCCAUUAGUGUAGAGAACAUGACCCCGGGUCUCAACGAGAUGUUGCUUUGGCACGGGACCUCCGCUGAGGCAGCAAAGGCCAUUGCCACCGACGGGUUCUUGAUUACAUCCUCUUUCUCCCAUGGCCGGCGCUUCGGCCAUGGUGUGUACCUUGCAGAGGACCUGAGCAAAAGCUUGUCCUACUGCAAAGAGUCAGAUGGGAUUUACUAUGUGCUUCUUUGCCGAGCUACAUGUGGGCAUAUCCACUACACCGAGAAGAAGCAUGCUCUUGAAGCGCAUGUACAUGCCAAGAGUAUGGGGAAGACUUGUGUGCUGGCCAAUCCUGAUAAGAAGGGGCCCAGGGAGUACAUUCUUUUCAGCGCAGAUCAGGUCUAUCCAGAGUACAUCGUCGAGUUUGUCCCUAAGGGAAAAGCCAAAUUCACUGAUAUCUUUGUUCCGGAGAUGGAAGAUGACAGAUGA
Messenger RNA from Symbiodinium natans, 2115 nucleotides. The record is from the annotation of a GenBank genome assembly. Lineage: Eukaryota; Dinophyceae; Suessiales; Symbiodiniaceae.